AUGAUGAAUCCAACCGACUCUCAGAUUGCUUUUCGCUUACGGAAGAUAAAGACAAAUUUCGAUCGUUUGGAUGUUGACAAAGAUGGAUACAUGUCGAGAAUGGAUUUCGAACUUAUAGCAAAGAGAAUGAAUGAAUUGAGCAACGCCACUGACGAACAAGCUGAAGCAUGCCACAACGCAUUUAUGCAUGUCGCCGACACUUUUGGGUAUACACCGGGAGUUAGAAUUGCUAAAGAAGAGGCAAUUAAGUUCGGAAGUGAAGUCAUGUUGAAAAAGCCUUGGGAAGAACAAAGAGCAAUGUGUGAUAAUUUUCACAACGCUGUGUUUGACGCGGUCGACGUAAACCGCGAUGGCCACAUUUCCUUGGAGGAAUACAAAACCUACCUGCAAGCACUUGCUCCUGAUAUUUCUGAUGAAGACAAAGUGAAGUCUUUCAAUUUGAUCGAUGUCAAUCAUGAUAGUGAAAUAAGUCGCGAAGAAUUCCUCAACGCAUCGUUCGAAUAUUUUCAUGGAUUCGAAGAAAACGAACUCUCGAAAGUAUUUUUUGGACCAUUAGUACCUUGA
Molecule: messenger RNA, 564 nt
Organism: Paramuricea clavata
Lineage: Eukaryota; Metazoa; Cnidaria; Anthozoa; Malacalcyonacea; Plexauridae
Source: the annotation of a GenBank genome assembly